AUGGAUCGUGAAGUAAAAGAAGAAAGAAACCCGGAUGCCCAAGAAACACCCAUUGUUGCUAAGAUGCAAACGCAUAGAAAAGAAGAGAACAAUAAAAGUAAUAUUGCAGUUAAAGAAGAAAAUGCUGUUUCAAAAAAUGGACAAGAAAAUGUUCCUUUAAAAAAUUCAGAAGAAAGGCAGGAAGUAUUGAAAAAAGAAGACAAUGAGAUAAACCAAAACAAAGAGUUUGAUGAUAUUAUUGAGAAUGAACAUAACGAAAAUAGAAACAUCUCAACAUCCACUCUUUCAAGUUUUUUCAAAGAAUAUGAGGAAGAUUCUGAGGGACAACAUUUUUUUUCGGAGGGCACGCAUACAGAACAUUCCAUGGAAGGUUCAAAUAAUGUAGAAAAUAGUGCGAAUGCCGUUACAAAUGGUGUUUUAAUGUCUAACAGAAGUACAAGUUAUUAUAAAAAGGAAAACGAAUUAACAUCUGUAACUUGUUAUAUAUGUGGAGAAACUGUAGACUUAAAAAUUUGGAGAGAUCAUAUAUAUGCUCAUAAUUGUGAUAGGAAAAGUACACGUGAAAAAUAUUUUUCUAAUGAAAAAAGAAAUAACACAAAUUUUUAUUGCUGUCAAAAAGAAGAAAAUAAUUUGAAUUGUGAUGUUGAUAAAUGUACAAAGAAACAGAACACAAAUAUCAGCAGUUCUUCUUUAUCUAGUUCUUCUAAUGAUUCAUAUGCUAGUUUGAAUGAAUUAUAUAGGGCUAUUAAUAAUGAAAGGCAAAACAAGAUCGCACAUAACCAUAAGAAGGACGAUAAAAACACAAAUUUGAACGUUAGUAACAGUACUAAUGAUGACAACACAAAAGGUACUAAUAGUUGUGAUAAUGUCCGUAAUAAUUUCGAAAGAGAAGACAUAGAAAAAGUGAAAACGGCUUACAACGACAAUUCUAAAAGUGAUACGUAUGGAUACAAUACUUCUCUAAGUAAUAGAAAUGAAACUACAGAAAUAAAGAAAUCUAGAAAUGUUGAUGAGAAGAGAAAUUCUCAAGUUAAUAAUUUACCAGGUGCUGAAAAUUCAAAGGAAGUCAUCCAAAUUAGUACAUCAACAAAGAAUGAAGAAAAUAAUAAUGAACAUGGUAAUAAAGAAAAAAAAGAAGAAAUAACACAUCAAUUAGGAGAUUCUAUUGAUAAUAAUUCACCCACUAAUCAUUUUAGAGAAGCAUUAAAUAAUAAUCAUUAUAGGAAUGAAAAUAACACCAACAACACCAACACCAACAAUAAGAAUAGACAUAAAAAAAAUAAAAGUAAUAAGAAUAGACAUAACAACAACAACAGCAAUGAUAAUAGACAUAACAAUUACACUAACGAACUUUCUGGUCAUAUUAUUUUAAUGUAUAGAAGUAAUACAGGAAAUCCCAAUAGUCAUACAAUUAAUUCUUUAAAUAGAUAUAUGUUUCCUUACAACAGAUCAACAUAUAUUAUUAGAAACGAACCACUCUCUCGUAAUCAAUAUCUUACAAUGAACAAUUCACCUCCUAAAAGAAUGUGUAAUAUUAAUGCUGGUAAUAAUUCAAACGAUUAUGAUAAUAAUAGAAAUAGAACUUUUAAUAGACAAAAUUAUUCAGGUGGACAUAACAAUAUAAAUACUAAUAGAAAUAGUAAUAUAAAUAGAGAUAAUAAUAUAAAUAGAGAUAAUAAUAUAAAUAGAGAUAGUAAUAUAAAUAGAGAUAGUAAUAUAAAUAGAGAUAGUAAUACCUGUAGAAAUAGUAAUACCUGUAGAAAUAGUAAUACCUGUAGAAAUAGUAAUACCUGUAGAAAUAGUAAUACCUGUAAAAAUAGUAAUACCUGUAGAAAUAGUAAUCCUAAUAGAAAUCAUAUUAUCUAUAGAGAUGGUAAUAUUAAUGUUAUAUUAAAUUAUAAUAAUCCUAUACCUAGAAGUAUAACAUAUGAAUUUAGAAGAAAUGAAAAUUCGAUCAUUUUUAGUUUUCCAAGUGAUUCAAGAUGUUAUUAUGGAUACGAAUUAACCCUUGAAGAUAUCUUUGAAAAUUCAGAACAAAGAAAUGUGAAUUCAAGACAAAAUAACAAUAUGAAUAAUUUGUCCUUCAUUUUUAGAGAUGGAAAUAAAUUUUCAUGUGUUACUUAUGAUAAGGAUAAAUCAGAACAUUCUAAUUUGAAAACAUGUUGUAUUUGUUGUGAAAAUUAUCAACAUAAUGAUAAUAUCAUAUUUUUACCAUGCACACACUGUUUUCAUAAGAAAUGCAUUCUCAAAUGGAUAAGAUACAAAUUAAUAUGUCCAAUAUGUAAUAUAAAUAUUCUACGUUAUAAGUAA
Messenger RNA from Plasmodium gaboni, 2310 nucleotides. Its product is annotated as putative zinc finger protein. The transcript has a single exon. Bases 1 to 2310 code for a protein of 769 amino acids. The record is from RefSeq and is a predicted model, not a curated record. NCBI's taxonomy places the organism in Eukaryota, Apicomplexa, Aconoidasida, Haemosporida, Plasmodiidae.